Molecule: messenger RNA, 1022 nt
Organism: Cantharellus anzutake
Lineage: Eukaryota; Fungi; Basidiomycota; Agaricomycetes; Cantharellales; Hydnaceae
Exons: 2
Coding region: 107-646 (179 amino acids)
Source: RefSeq, a predicted model, not a curated record
UUUAGGUUCGGCGAUCCAAAGCUGCUUCUGGAUCUAUUCUCACUGCUCACUUGACAUUCAAUCACUAUCCAAUCCGCUCGCCUCGCUUCACUAAGAUAGUCACACAAUGAAGAUCCACUGCCUCACAUCUGCCCUCUCCCUCAUCUUCCUCCUCCUAAUCUCUCCAACUUGCGCCCUAAUCGACAGCAUUUCUGCCCCAACAAAAAUUCUCCACCCUGGCGAAAAGUUCAUCGUGACAUUCCACACAUCCCCUUUCAUCCAAAGCAACCAUCAAUUCUACGCUCUCUUCGGGAUAGCGCCCUUCCCCGGCUUAGGGGUGUCGUUCUUGGGGCUUCCCAUCCCGGCUGUGGCCCCCGUUCCUGGUGCAGAUGGCGGAUUGGGUUUGCGUAACCUUGGUAGUGGCCCUGGUGGGAAGGGAAAAUUGGGGAUCGAUAUUGGUGGUAUAGAUUUGUGGGAGGCGAACUUGGGGAACAUUGGUAGCCCGAGGGGAUUCAACGUGACGUUGAGGUUACCUGUCGAUUUGACCACGACGAAAAAUCGAGUGACGAAGUUUGUGCUUCAAACCGGUGUGCUUGGAAUGGUUGGGGCAUCUGGGUUGACGACGCUGUCCUUUUUCAACACCACAAUUAGGACCAAGUCGCCCUAACGCUCCUGAUUCUCUCCGCAAAUUUCCAAGUAAGUCAACGUGUUGCAUCGAUAACGUUUCCGUGUUGGACUACAUUUACAUCUAAAUGGUCUGCGUCUUGGUUCUACUCCAUCCGAUUAUUCAUCACAUGGAAUCCCCUGCCAGGCCCCUACAGCACGUUGUUCCUUUGCUCUGCAUAAAACUUUGGAUCGACCGGUUCAAUUUUUUACCACAUGAAGGCUCACCCAGGAAUUCGAUAUACAAUAAGUAUAUUAAUUCCUUCUACUCCGAACCCGUGCAGCAGAUCGUGCCGCUGCAUUAUCACAUCCCCACAUUUCACUUGUGCUGAGACACUUAUUCUGGACUUCCACACCGGUGAAUGCUAGUCGCCUGAAGA